CGCGGAGUGGAGCCGAGCGCGCGCCGCGGCGAAAUGACUUUUUAGCCACAUAACGAUAAUUGUGAUACACAAUGCCUGAUCAGGACAAAAAGUUGAGUAGCACAGAAAAAGCAACAGACAAAAAACCUCAUGGGAUCUCUAUGAGGGAUUAUUCUGAUCUGAAAAAACUUCAGUCUCUCUUGAAUGUUCAGUCAAGGAACCAACAGCUUCCAGCUAUACAUUUUGAAAGUGUUCAAUCCAGUGUGACAAGAGCUUGUCAAAAUGUGAAAAGCAAGGCACAAGAACCCAGUGGUCAAUGGGAAGAAUCAACAGAAGCUGCUGAGCUUGAAAAAUUUUGUGUGACCUACAAGAAUGAGAGAAAUUUUAGCAAACAUCCCAAACACAGGCUGUUUCAAGAUAUCUUUAUGGCUUUAGUCAAGAACAGACUCUUUUACAGGGAGUGGGUUACUCAAGCUCCAUCCACCCAUUUUCUUAGAGUAUUGAUCUGCCUGAGAUUAUUAAUAAGGGAUCCAUGCUGUCAGGAAAUGCUUUACAGCUUGGGUGGAAUUGAAAAUCUAGCUCGGUGUAUGGAAAUAGUAGCAAAUAGCUGUCUUAAUUACGGAGAGGAGCAGCAUAAUGUAGACAAGUUGGUCAACAUGACAUUUGAAGAAAACAUGAAGAAAACUGCAACAGAGCCUCAGCAGAGCUGGCAUGUAUUUCCUUCAACUUUGCUAGAGAGGAGUUUUCAACAGGGAGCUUAUCAAGCAAAUGGAAUAUAUACAGUAGCAAAGCUGAUUUUACCCAACAAAGAAAGGAAUGCUGAAAAAGCCAGUUUAUUACACUGUUAUGCUUUCAGAGCCCUGAGAUUUCUCUUCAGUAUGGAAAGAUAUCGGCAUGUUUUCAAAAGGUAUGAUGACAGAUUGUACAUAGUCAUGGAGCUCAUAGAGGGGGUGCCAUUGGGAGAACACUUUCACUCUUUGAAGGAAAAACAACAACAGUUUACAGAAGACAGAAUAUGGCAUAUAUUUAUCCAACUUUGUCUAGCUCUUCGUUAUUUGCAUAAAGAGGAGAGGAUUGUUCAUCGAGAUCUCACUCCAAACAAUGUCAUGUUAGGGGAUAAAGACAAAGUUACAAUUACUGACUUUGGGCUUGCAAAGCAGAAGCGAGAAAACUGCAAACUUGCAUCAGUAGUAGGAACCAUUCUAUACUCAUGUCCUGAAGUUGUAAAGAGUGAGCCGUAUGGAAAGAAGGCUGAUGUCUGGGCUACAGGAUGCAUCCUUUAUCAGAUGGCAACUCUGAACCCACCGUUUUACAGCACCAAUAUGCUCUCCUUGGCUACUAAGAUAGUAGGGGCUAUGUAUGAACCUGUGCCAGAAGUGAACUCUGAAAAAGUGUCAUUUAAAAUUAAGAUCUGCUUGACUCCUGAUGCAGAGGCACGUCCAGACACAGUGGAGGUCAGCUCACUGCUGUCUGAUGUUAUGAUGAAAUACCUGGAUGUUCUAUUCACCUCUCAUCUCACGUUGGAGAAGAAACUGGAUCGGGAGAGGAGACGAACCCAGCAGUACUUCAUGGAGGCUAAUUGAAAUGCAGUAACCUAUCACCAUCAGCUUUCCAUUUUAUCACAAAAAAAUUAUGAGAAGUUGAGUCUUCAUAGUAGCAGCAAUGGAGCAGCCAGUUGCAAAAGUCAGUUUUCAGAAAAAACUGACCUUCCAGUUGACAGUUGUCAGUCUGCAUGUGGAAAAUAUGAGGAAGGAACAUAUGAAGAAAUUCUGGUAGAGGAUCACAGGAUUAUAGAGAAAGGUAUGUUCUCUGAAUUAGAUGCUGAGCUGGACAUACUGGACAACUCAAGCAGCUCCAGUUCAAGUAAUUUGAAAGAGUCUGCUAUUGGUAUAAUUAAACAAAGUUUUAGUACUUCUGGAAGACAACCAAAGAUAAGAGAUUAUGUUGACAGUCUUGGAUCAAGAUUCCGACCAACAUCAGCAGGAAUUGCUGUAUCACAAAGGAAGGUGCAUCAGAUCAGUGACCCUGUUCAGCAGAUUCUUAUUCAGCUCCACAAAAUUAUCUUCAUUGCUCAACUUCCUCCAGCUUUGCAAUGCAACUUGAAAAGGAGAAUCAUUCAGAGGUUCAAGAAGUCCCUCUUCAGUCAGCAGAGCAAUCCUUGUAAUCUGAAAUCAGAAAUGAAAAAGUUGCUGCAAGGUUCUCCUGAAUUGAUUGAGCCCAACAUCUUCACAGCAGAUUGGCAUGUGGUACUUCUUUCUUCAGGUGGAAAUAUGUUGCUUCCAGAUGAUAGAAAAAAUGAACAAUUGCAGACUCUAACUGAAGAGGUUCUAGAGGAAAGUGAUUAUUACAGUUUCUCUUCUAACGGGCUCUACCUCCUCUCCCACAGUGUCACAGGAAGGUGGGAAAGAGGGUUAUGGUUAGUUCAUCAGACGCUGUUCCUACUACUGAUCAGGAAGAAGAGUCCUUCUCCUGCUCAAGCAUGGGGUUCCUUCCACAGGAGACAGUUCUCCACGAAUUUCUCCAGUGUGAGUCCAUCCAUAGGAAGUUGUAAUGAUGCAGCAUGUGUGGGCCUUUCGCAGUGGAAACAGAGUGACAGCACUUCUAGCAGGAAACAAAUUGCCUUCCCUUCAGCCUAUAAUACGUUUCUAGCUCUUCCAGUAGUAAUGGGAAGAAAAAGAACUCCAAAGGCUCAAAAGCCCUCGGAGGACACAUCAAAACACCACAAACUUAACUUGUGA
Molecule: messenger RNA, 2717 nt
Organism: Corapipo altera (White-ruffed manakin)
Lineage: Eukaryota; Metazoa; Chordata; Aves; Passeriformes; Pipridae
Gene: NEK10
Product: NIMA related kinase 10
Biological process (GO): protein phosphorylation
Molecular function (GO): protein kinase activity; ATP binding
Source: RefSeq, a predicted model, not a curated record